AUGUCGAACUUGAACAAGCUCAAUUUCUCCGCUCUAGAAGUCUUUGGAGGAAACUAUCUAAAAGGGUUUCAAGAUGUGAAGCUCCAUUUAAUUGCAAAGGGCAUUAGAGCCACCAUCGAGGCACCUAUCGCCAACAAACCUGUUGACGAAGCUCAAAAGGCUACUGCAAUGAUCUUCAUUCGAAGACACAUACAUGAUGCAUUGCAGACUAAGUAUCUUACUGAGGAGGACCCACACACCUUCUGGCUUGCUCUGGCUGACCAUUUCGAUCACCAAAAAGACAUAUACUUGCUUAAAGCAAGACACGACUGGCAGCAUCUUUACUUCCAGGACUUUAAGUCCGUGAAUGAAUACAACUCUGAAGUUUGUAGAAUUCGCUCUUUGUUGAAAUUCUACAAAGUGGAACUAACCGAAUCAGAUCUCUUGGAGAAGACCUAUUUAACCUUUCAUGCCACCAAUAUUGUCCUGCAGCAACAAUAUAGGGCACAGAAAUUUGCCAAGUUUUCGGAUUUGAUCUCUGUUUUACUUCUCGCUGAAAAGUAG
Molecule: messenger RNA, 543 nt
Organism: Pyrus x bretschneideri (Chinese white pear)
Lineage: Eukaryota; Viridiplantae; Streptophyta; Magnoliopsida; Rosales; Rosaceae
Exons: 1
Coding region: 1-543 (180 amino acids)
Source: RefSeq, a predicted model, not a curated record